This is a messenger RNA of Polypterus senegalus (gray bichir), 1625 nucleotides long. It is a transcript of the gene polr1e, whose product is annotated as RNA polymerase I subunit E. The transcript has 12 exons. NCBI's taxonomy places the organism in Eukaryota, Metazoa, Chordata, Cladistia, Polypteriformes, Polypteridae. Gene Ontology annotation, biological process: RNA polymerase I preinitiation complex assembly; nucleolar large rRNA transcription by RNA polymerase I; transcription elongation by RNA polymerase I. Gene Ontology annotation, cellular component: RNA polymerase I complex. The coding region runs from base 33 to 1271 and encodes 412 amino acids. The record is from RefSeq and is a predicted model, not a curated record. Gene Ontology annotation, molecular function: DNA binding.
AAUCAGAGUUGCUGCUUUUAAUUGAAAUACUCAUGGCUGUUUCGGCUGUUUGGAAAUACGAUGAUAGGAGAGAAGAUUCAGAGAAAUCCCCGAUUGUUCAGUUUUCAAAUGGCAAUCUUAGAAACUCUCAACUGGUGGAUUUUGCAUUAUAUAAAAAUGUGGAUACCAACAAUCCAAGGAAAAAACACCAGCGGAUUUUGGUUGCGAACACCAAACGGCUUUGCUAUUCUGGCAGUAAUUUUGGACCAAGAGCCUCAAAAUGUAAUACACUUUGCAAGUAUUUAGUUGGAGUUCUCAAUAAAGAAACAGGAAAAAUGGAAAUUCAUGACGCAGAGACAUUUAUCAUGCAUCCCGUAUUUAAAGGUGAAAAAGAUUCUCAGGAUUCUUCAGAAAGUCCAGCCAAAACAUACAAAGAGAAGGUUGACUCUCUCAUUGAAGCCUUUGGAACAAACAAACAGAAACGAUCUUUAAAUGCCCGUCGGCUGAACCAGGUUGGUGCAGAAACACUGCAUCAUGCUGUGACAGAGGCCGCUGGAGACCUUAUUGAGAAAAAAGGCAUUGAAGCUUUGGAGGAUGAAAUUGCAAAGGCAGACAACCAAGAAGCCUCAAGUUAUAUUCCACCUUGCUACGAAAAUGCAGAAAAGCUGAAAGAUGUAUACAGCCUGGAUGAAAUUAUCUCUCCUGCUGAAUAUGAAGUAUUAGAAAUCCCCUCUCAGAUUUUCAGGGACAUCAAGUCAGAAGAUAUAUUGAAAAUGAUUGAGGAGGACAGGUCACCUUUAUCUGUGAUAGAAGGCUUGAAGAACCUGCCUACUGAUACUGAAGUUCGUGAUGAAAAAGCUCGCAUUUUGUGGUAUCUAAAUCAGCUCAUUAGGAUGGCAGGACAGACUAUAAUAAAACAUACCUUUUUUGUGAGCUGCCCUCAUUUAAUUAAGAGCACGUUAAGGAAAAAUUUCACACAAUUAUCCUAUAACACUGGGAGGAUCCAGAAUGUGGUGUCAUUAUCUAUGAAGUCCAAAAUUGCUGCGUACGCUUUAGCAUUAAUUCUGCACAUCAAUGAUUAUCAGGCAGAUUUGACAAUUUUACAGCGAGACGUGAAAAUUGGUGAAAAUCAAAUGAUCGAAAUUGCUAAAGCCAUGAGGCUGGCUAUUGUAAAAAAAAGUGUGGCCCUGUCUGGAGGAAUUUUGGAAGACCACCGAUACGGGAUCUUGCAACUGCCUCUUGUGAAAUACGAGAAGAGUGGAGGCAAAAGAAAACGCAAGAGUAUGGCUUGAGUUACAGCAGAUGCUUCUUGUAAUGAAUGAAUGUGCCCUAUGGUUUAACACAAUAUGCAAUAAAUGUAAAUUUAGAGACACCACUUUUAAAAUAAAACGUUAAGCAGAACUGCAAUAUAUAACUAAAUACAUGUAAAUAAAAGUACACAUUAUGCAAGUUACUUUCCAAAUAUGUUUUUCAUGUUCCAUUUCAGUGUAGUAUAAAUGACUUUUGAAGCAAAUACCAACACUUACUGUAAAGUUUUAAUUCUAGUUAUUACUAAAGCAAGGUCUCAGAAAACAGAUAUUUUUGCUACUUUGUCAAAUUGCCUUUGGAGAAUCUAAAUUAAAACUGUUGUUUGGUUUUUUUUUUCC